AUGGCGUCGGCGCGUCAUCGCUCAUGCUGGCUCUUUUCGUGGCUGGUUCUUUUGUUGCUGCAUCUUCAGUGCUCGACUUUCCUAUCCUGGCCGAAAGCAGUGCGACGCGCAACUGAAUUACGAGCCGCUGCCGACGAGCGCUGGUGGUGUGUAGCAGGAGGCGUUAAGAGCAAACUGCGACAGGCCUUUUGCAGCAAGAUGCAAACUGAUGACGUGCCUUUACUGGCUGAUUUUGACACUUACGCUACUUCCUUGCCGGUGCGUGAGGUUGAUUGUGGCGUACCAAUUAAGCUGUUCGAGACGCCUUUCUAUGUGACUGACAGGGGCAUGAACGAGUUUGCAGAGCGUAUUAGCAGCCGUGCGGCGGUUAUUCGCAGCAGGGUUGCCUAUGUGGCGGCUGCUGGUGGCUCUGGCAAGUCCUCUUCGGUGCUUCCAGGCUUCUUGCAAAGCAUAGACAUGGGGACUGGCCUCAACUUCACGCACUACGUUUACAUGCCCUUCCACAACAACGACGGAAAUAACCACAGGAAGGUGACAGUGCCUGCCGAUUCUGGCGAGGACUUCCGCCGCGACCUCGGCGCCGCGUACAUGCGAGACUGUUUCCGUGCACAGGCAUUUGAAACACCCGGCGCACUUGGCAGCGAGACCUACAUACAAAUUUGGGAGCUUCCAGUCAGGUCAAGCAGGUUCCGCUUGUUGCCGAGAUUUUGGCGCGCGAGACUUGGCACUUUUCGACAAACUCAAGCCCUGCUGGCUGAAGAUGUGCGACGCUUUAUGAAGCGCAGUCCAGAUGGAGUGCUCCUGCUGCAUAUAGACGAGCACCUCAAGAUGUGCGAGGAUGUCGAGUUCCGCAAGGGAGCGAUGGCAGUCAUGGCCUCGUUGCCUCAAGCGCGAGUCGUGGCCACCUUUACCGAUAUCAUCCCGCAGCCCGCCGUGGGCUCGGAGACCUGCCGCUCUCCCGUGGCCAAGCUUUGUUUGGAUGUGAAGACGGUGACGGAACGACUGCCGAGAUUGAAAGUGCCCAUGGCCGAGACUGCAGAUGAACGGCGGCUGCUCGCAUCCCUUCGGGUCUCGCUGGGCCUGGCCUUGUCCAAUCUUGGCCUUGCUGGCCUUCAUGUGAAAGAUGAGCGUUUGGAAGCCUUUCUGGACAGAUUUGAGUGCUUGGCCAAGACGGGCGACAAGGACGAGGUCUACAGGAAGUGCAUCCAGCACUGCAGCGAGCAGUGGAUGCAAAAAGGUCCCAGGGAGUGCCGGCAUUUGGUCGACCUCUUUUGCGGGAUCGAAGAAUCUGAUGAGAGAGUCCAGGAGCAGCGAUAUCCUGCGGUGGUUUCGCUAGAAGACACGCUGACGGCGCCUUUGGAGGUGCUCCUUCGAGAUGCAGAUCCGGAUGACCCAGCUCGACUUUUGUACAAUCAUUGCCGGAGCCUGUUCAAGAAAUCGCUGGGCAUUACAGAUUGGGCAUCAGGUUCCGUGCUGGAACGCGCUUAUUUAUGGGCAUUGGCCUGCAAGUUCACCAGACGCACCCCAACACCAUUUGGCGAUUUUGAGUGUCAAUUUGUGUGUGAGCAGGUCGCCGCAGCACGAAUCUUCAAAGGCAGGACCCUCAUGCCAGACAAUGUUCAGGCCCUGAAGAAGAACACCCUGUACUGCGCGAAUGAGCAGAAGAAGUCCCACCCGUUUGCAGAUAUGUGGUUUUUGUCUCCAGACAACGUUCUUUUUUUGCUGGAGGUUGGGGGCACGAGCGGCAUGGAUGAGGCAAACAAGAAGGUCACAAUGCUCAAGAUUGUAUUGGAAGAGCAGGACUUCAACUCCCUCAACAUUGACGGUGUUGUCGCCAUCGUGCUGCUCCCGAACAUCAUGGACAAGCUCAGCUCCGACAAGGACGUGUUAGCCAUUACCGGAAGUCAAGCACAGAAGUUGCUUGGAGGUCUCGUUCAAGUCCUGGACUGGCUGUGA
Molecule: messenger RNA, 1956 nt
Organism: Effrenium voratum
Lineage: Eukaryota; Dinophyceae; Suessiales; Symbiodiniaceae
Source: the annotation of a GenBank genome assembly